Drosophila innubila is the source of this 891-nucleotide messenger RNA. RefSeq lists its product as uncharacterized. The record is from RefSeq and is a predicted model, not a curated record. NCBI's taxonomy places the organism in Eukaryota, Metazoa, Arthropoda, Insecta, Diptera, Drosophilidae. The transcript has 3 exons. The coding region runs from base 1 to 891 and encodes 296 amino acids.
AUGCCAACAGCCGUGUUUCGAUAUCUGAGCCUCUUUUUGGUUCUGGCUACGUUAAGUUGCCCAGAGGCAGCACCUUCAGCGGAUAAGGAUUCAAAAGUAGAGCAACUGGUUCGAGUUUAUCCCAUAAAUGAGGAACAAUAUGAGAAAUUGCUGCAAUUUACAAAUGGCAAGAAUGUUAUAUCCGAGGCGCGUUUAACCAGCGCCGGAUUCACUUCAGUACGCAACAGUCUCGACUCCGGCUGGAAUUCCCUGCUCCGGAUUAUGGGACUGACGACAACAAGUCGCUCGGAGGUGGCCAAGAUCGAUAUCGAUGGUCAACCCUUGUGUGUGAUGAGACGCAGCUUCGAUGAGAGUGAAGCACGUGCCACUUCUGACGAGGAUUCUGUAAUCAAUUGCAUUGUUGUACUCAAGAAGGAUUCUAUUUCGGAAACCCAGUCUGCUGAUAGCAGCAAUCCCAGCUUUGCUCCUUACUGGUAUCAGGAGAAUCCAGUUCAAACAGCACCUCAACAACAUCCAUUUCCCUUGGAGCCACAAGCUUCUCAAUUAAUUGCCCAACAGGAAGUUUCUCCAGCUGAAGACGACGAGGAACGACAGGUGGCAACCACAACGCCUGCUCCCAAGGUUAAGAAGCUCAGGAGCAAACCCAAAUCCAAGUCCAAUUCAAGGUCCAAGUUGCAGAAGAAGAAAACCGCUUUAAAUGCCGAAGCAUCCAGACAAUAUGGUUCUCCCUUUGGAGCCCCAACAUCUCCCUAUGGCAGUCCCUAUGGCGGCGCCUAUCCCUAUGGAGGUUUCAAUCAGAAUCCCUACGGAGGCUUCAAUCCCUAUGCCUUUCUAUCCGCCAAGUCCUUUUUACGGACAACCCUCGCCCUACAAUCCCUAUCCAUUCUUUGA